Molecule: messenger RNA, 2586 nt
Organism: Formica exsecta
Lineage: Eukaryota; Metazoa; Arthropoda; Insecta; Hymenoptera; Formicidae
Product: dihydrolipoyllysine-residue succinyltransferase component of 2-oxoglutarate dehydrogenase complex, mitochondrial
Exons: 9
Coding region: 48-1499 (483 amino acids)
Biological process (GO): tricarboxylic acid cycle
Cellular component (GO): oxoglutarate dehydrogenase complex
Molecular function (GO): dihydrolipoyllysine-residue succinyltransferase activity
Source: RefSeq, a predicted model, not a curated record
CGACGCGCGAGUGUACGUUCGAAGUGCACGCUUUCCUUUAUCGUAGGAUGGCCGCGAUGCUGUCCAACUGUUCGCGUUUCGCGCCUCGCGUAAUUACGCGGAGUAGCGUGUUACGGGCCAAGGUCGCGAAAUCGUUGUAUAGUCAAGGGCGCACUGUAAUUAUCCAUGCGGAACAUAUGCCCAAUGUCAAAACUUUAUUAUGUAGAAGAUAUAAGGCAAACUGUUAUUGGGUAAAUCGAGCGAGACAUAUACAUUCAACUUCAGCGUUAUGGGAGAUCAAGGAAGUUCUAGUCCCUGCGUUUGCCGAAAGUGUAAGCGAGGGCGACGUGAGGUGGGAGAAGAAGGUUGGCGAUCAGGUCAAGGAAGACGAUGUUCUUUGCGAAAUCGAAACGGACAAGACUUCGGUUCCCGUUCCAUCACCUGGGCCUGGCGUCAUAAAAGAACUCUUCGUUAACGAUGGCGAUACCGUGAAGCCAGGUCAGAAAUUAUGUACCAUCGACAUUGGUGCGAGCGGCGGAGCUGCGGCCGCACCCGCGGCAGAAGCGCCAAAACCCGCUGCACCGGCACCUGCUCCUCCUCCGCCAGCGCCACCAAAAGCAGCAACACCUCCUAGCGCGGCAGCACCUCCACCGUCGCCGGAACCCGCGGCAGCACCGAUUCCGCCUCCCGCUGCUAAGCCACCACCUCCGCAAGCACCUAUCGCUUCGAUGCCGGUCGCGGCUAUCAAACACGCGCAGUCGCUGGAAAGCGCGAAAGUUCAACUACCUCCCGCCGAUUACACGCGCGAGAUAAUCGGCACCAGGACAGAGCAGCGGGUGAAGAUGAACAGAAUGCGUUUGCGUAUCGCGGAACGUCUGAAGGACGCGCAAAACACAAAUGCUAUGUUGACUACUUUUAACGAAAUUGAUAUGAGUCGCAUUAUGGAGUUUCGAAAAACGCAUCAAGAGGCAUUCACGAAAAAAUACGGUAUCAAACUUGGAUUCAUGAGUCCGUUCGUUGCGGCCAGUGCUUACGCUUUAAAAGAUCAACCUGUAGUAAACGCUGUAAUAGAUGGCACCGACAUAGUAUAUAGAGAUUACGUAGACAUUAGCGUAGCGGUCGCGACGCCCAAGGGACUUGUCGUGCCGGUGCUACGCAGUGUAGAGAAUAAAAAUUUUGCCGAGCUCGAGAUUGCUUUGGCCGCUUUAGGCGAUAAAGCCAGGAAAGGAAAGAUCACCGUUGAGGACAUGGAUGGCGGCACUUUCACGAUAAGCAACGGCGGUGUUUUCGGCUCGCUGUUGGGAACUCCUAUCAUUAAUCCGCCGCAGAGUGCGAUUCUCGGUAUGCACGGCGUCUUCGAUAAACCAAUCGCCGUUAAGGGACAGGUUGUCAUUAGACCAAUGAUGUACAUAGCUUUAACAUAUGAUCAUCGAUUGAUCGAUGGACGCGAGGCUGUAAUGUUCCUAAGAAAGAUCAAAGACGCCGUAGAAGAUCCUAGGAUUAUUUUGGCUGGCCUUUAAUAACGUGGAACACACGUUUGUCGCGCAUGUGUUGACAAUUUUUAUAAUCAUCGUAAAUAAGUAAGAGCGCGACGCGACAGUCUAUAAAAAUUCUCGGCAGGGAGUCUUCCCGCUUCGGAAACCUUAUCAUUGAAGCGUUAAGAAACGUUUCGAUGUUUCGUUUCGAAUCUAUCAAUCUCUAUAAGCUGAACAUGGGAUAAUGUGGCAAGUGCAGUCAUAAAUAACGAUAAGCAUGCUAGUCCUAUGUUUAUAAUUUUGAAUUCUUACAGUGGAAGUAUAAUGAGUCGCCUUUACUUAUGUUAACCUAGCUAUAUUGAACGAUUUUUGUUGUCGGAAUUUUUCGAUACGGCGAUCGCUCAAUGUGAUUGCAUAAUAUCGUUAGUCAUGUUUUACGCACGAAAUGUCGCGGUACCACGAACACAUAUUUUUAUUCUCUUCGUACGCAUCACGCUUGAUUUGGCAGAGAUGUGAGCGCAGACGGAAGUCGAGCUAGAAAGUACUUUAUUAGAUGUAGAUCAAAGCUAAAAUAAAAUCUCACCAAUCUAAAUGUUUAGCAUUGUUGAAUUGCGACCAUGAGUAUAUUAUACGUAACGCGAUUUAAUAGAUCUUUAAAAAUUCAACAGUGAUAUAUUAUAAUUUGCACUUGUACAUUAUAUCGAGUAUCUCUGAAUCUGUUCAUUGGAAACUUUUCUGCACUCUAAGAAAAGCGGGAUAUUAGCGAUCUCGUAUAGAUCAAAAUUGUUUUUAAAUAAAAGAAAGGAACCAGUGUGGGAUAUAUGUGUUUUUGUAGCAUAAAGUGUGGGGCAUUUAACGAUACGUUAACGGAUACACUGCCAAAAUCUGUAUGAAUUUUUCGAAAUAUCACUAAAUUGAGACGAAAAUCUGCACGAAUAAAGAUACGCUGCAUUGAUAACAAUGUUUGUCAUUGAUACACUGUACAAUAUUCUUAUGAUUAUGUCUUUAUAUUGUUAAUAUUCAAUGAAUCGUGAAAUGUGUGAAUAUCUUUAGUCUCAUUGUAAAAUACGUUGUAUAUUAUUCGAUAUUCCGUGUAUUAAUGACGAAACGCGUAUAAAGCACACUAAUUAAA